CUUUUAUCUAUUGCUUAAUUGCGCCAGUAGAUUUAGGGCACCCGCUAUAAACCCUUUUUCGCCGGAGAGUCAAGUUGGCCGUAACUCGGAGAUAUAGAGAAUAAGAAUAGAAAUUUUGACGGCGGAGAGUGUGUAAGAAUGGCUGAUGGGGAGAAAAGGGGAGGAGAUAGCAGCAGCGAAGAGGAAGAUCCCAAGUGGAAAGCCGCCAUCAAUUCAAUAGUCACCACCACAGCUUACGCCACGAAGCUCGCAGCUACUCAGCAAUCUGAAGAUGGGGACUUUCGAAUCAAACCUAAAAAGCUAACACAUGCCCAAAUCAAGGUGAAGAAGCUAUUGAAUGAAAUGGUGGAGAAUACUUUAGACUUUGUUAAAGAUCCUGUCACUGUUCCAGAAGAUGAACAUGAACCUGAGAAUGACUGUGGAGUUCGGCUAUUUAAGAGGUGUUCAACUGGCAUCAUCUUUGAUCAUGUUGAUGAGCUUCAAGGACCUAAGAAGAGGCCUAAAUUACGCCCUGAUAGAGGAGCUGAAGGAAGCUCUAAAGAGUUUAAGAAACGAAUAAAAUCCAUAGCUGUUGACGGGUCGGAUGUAUUGUCUGCUGCGAUGGAAGCAGCCAAGAAAGCCUCAGCUAGGCUUGAGGGGAAAGAAGCGGCUGCCAAAGCUAAAGCCAAGAAAGAAGAAGAGAGAGUCGCUGAACUCAAGAAAGUAAGAGGAGAAAAAUGGCUACCUUCCGUUGCACGGGCAUUGCAGCUAAACAAAAAUUCCACAUCGAGAUCCCCAAAAUCGUAAAGAUCCAUCCAUUCACCCAACUUUUAUAUCUAGUUUACUUGAAGAAGAAACUAGAGAGAGAGAGAGAGAGAGAUCAUUUGUUCUUGAUGUAGUGAGGGUGAUGUUUUUAAAGAGAUUUUUGCGUCGUCUUGGUCCAAAAGAAAUAUUAUAAUCCAUUAGAAAUCUCCUCAACUGCGUAUGCACUUUUCUAAGCUACUUGCUUUGAUGAUGAAGAGAAAGCAAUUCCAC
Messenger RNA from Eruca vesicaria subsp. sativa (arugula), 1014 nucleotides. The record is from the annotation of a GenBank genome assembly. Lineage: Eukaryota; Viridiplantae; Streptophyta; Magnoliopsida; Brassicales; Brassicaceae.